CGCCAGCGAGGACUUCAGCUGUGACCAAAAAAAAAGAGAGGCUCCUGUGACGUCAGCCACGGUAGAAUCCAGUCGUCCAAGAUGGCGGAGGUGCGCGGGCUGAGGAGCAGAAAUCACUUCAAGUCCGGCGGCGAAAGCCGAGUCGCUGACGAAGGCUUGUGUGGUGUGGAAGAUGUCCCCAUUUUUCACCAUAAGCUGAAGCUUCCUUUAGCCGAGACCGAAGAUCUGGAGGAUGACUCGUUUCCCAGGACCAUGGCCUCAAACUCGGGCAAAAAUGCCAGCCUCACCCCCUCCCCAGAUGAAGGGAUUCAUGAAGAGGAGCCUGUGAUAGAGGAAGAGAAGGCCAGGCCCAUCCAGAUCGUCGUGGCCAACGAGGAUGAGCACAGCUUUGAGCUGGACGCUGCCGCGCUGGAGAAGAUCCUGCUGCAAGAUCACUUGAAGGACCUCAAUGUGGUGGUGGUGUCUGUGGCAGGGGCCUUCCGCAAGGGCAAGUCCUUCCUGCUGGACUUCAUGCUGCGAUACAUGCACAAUCAGCAGAGUGAGUCAUGGAUGGGAGGCGACGAUGAGCCUCUGACGGGGUUUACCUGGAGAGGAGGCUGCGAGAGGGAGACCACAGGAAUUCAGGUCUGGAGCGAAGUGUUUGUGGUUGACAAGCCAGACGGAAGCAAGGUAGCUGUGCUCCUCGUUGACACUCAGGGAGCGUUUGACAGCCAGUCCACCAUAAAGGACUGUGCCACCGUGUUCGCCCUCAGCACAAUGACCAGCUCCAUACAGGUGUACAAUCUCACGCAGAACAUACAGGAGGACGACCUGCAGCACCUGCAGCUCUUCACAGAAUAUGGUCGGCUGGCAAUGGAAGAGAUUUACCUGAAGCCUUUUCAGUCCCUGAUGUUCCUGAUUCGUGACUGGAGUUAUCCUUAUGAACAUGACUAUGGCCUGGAAGGAGGCAACAACUUCUUGGUGAAAAGACUCCAGGUAAAACAGCACCAACACGAAGAGUUGCAAAACGUGAGGAAGCACAUUCACUCGUGUUUCUCCAGUAUCGGCUGCUUCCUGCUGCCACAUCCUGGUCUCAAGGUGGCCACCAACCCCUACUUUGACGGCAGGCUGAGAGACAUCGAUGAUGAUUUUAAGAGGGAGCUGGUCAAACUGGUGCCUCUCCUCCUGGCCCCAGACCGACUGGUGGAGAAGGAGAUCGGAGGCAAUAAAGUCACCUGCAGAGAUCUCCUGGAGUACUUCAAGGCUUACAUUAAGAUCUACCAAGGUGAGGAACUGCCUCACCCGAAGUCCAUGCUGCAGGCGACGGCAGAAGCCAAUAACUUGACUGCUGUGGCUGGAGCCAAAGACAUGUACAGCAAGAACAUGGAGCUGAUGUGCAGCGGGGACAAGCCAUACAUUGCCCCCUCUGACCUGGAGCGCUGCCAUGAAGAGUUUCUCGCGCACUCUGUGCGUUACUUCCGCUCCGUGAAGAAAAUGGGUGGCGAGGAGUUCUGCCAGCGCUACCAGACCCAGCUCGAGUCGGAGCUGGCCGAGGCCUACUCCAACUUCUCCAAACACAAUGAAGGCAAAAACAUCUUCUACGCCGCGCGCACGCCUGCAACGCUGUUCGCCGUCAUGUUCGUCACCUAUGUGGUGUCCGGGGUGACGGGCUUCAUCGGGCUGAGCACCUUAGCAGCCCUGGCGAACCUGGUCAUGGGCGCAGCGCUGCUGUCACUCUGCGCGUGGGCCUACGUGAACUACUCCGGAGAGUUCCGGGAGCUGGGGACAAUGAUAGACCUGGUGGCAGAGACACUCUGGGAACAGGUGUUGAAGCCGCUAAGUGAACAUUAUAUGGAAGACAACGUCAGACAGACGGUGGUGAACUCUCUCAAAGCCAGCUUGACGGAACAGGGCUCGCAGCACACCAAGUUAAAGACUCAUUGACCCUCUUCCUCAUCCUCCUCCUCCUCAUCUCCCCCAUCAUGUUUAUCAGCCCCUCCCCUCCCCAGCCCAUUCUCUCAAUGUGUUCAGUCCUAGAACUGUGGAACUAGAUCAACACCAAAGCGGACCCUCGUUUUUCUUUCCCCCUCCCACACACACAAACACAAACACCCAUCUUGGCUUCGCCGACCCAUGUUUUCAUGACCAACACGGACCCGUGGCCUCGCGCUCUGCCCUGCUCUCCACCGCCCCCCAGUGCCUCGGAGCAGGAACUGCACCUUCGUGAGACGACCAGAGCGGAGGAGCCGGCAGCGUUGCCUCUUGCCAAAACAGGACCUGGACGAAGGUCAUCUUCUCCCGUGUGCCAUGCUGUGGUAGAUCUAGUAAUGCACACUGUAGGUGGACGGACACACGCACACACACACACACACACACACACACACACACACACACACACACACACACACACACACACACACACAGGUUUGCUGGUAGUGGUCUGCACUCGCUUUGCAAUUGGGAUGUAAUUCAGGGAAAACUGUCGCGGCUGUGGGCGGCUGUUGUGACCCGCAGGCCUCACAGUUCAUCGCCUUUCCUCUUCAGUAACGUGUCCUGCGACCGCAGCUGAGAGCAGCCAGAGUGAGGUGAAUGUUGUUCUCUCUCUUUUUUUUCUUCCGUUACUCCAGUAGAACCAGGACUUCCUGUUCCUGUCACGGGCGAGCUGCGGAGGCUAUUUUAACUGCUGACUUUGUCUCCUACAAACCUGAGAUGAACGGAUGAGAGCAGGUUUUAUUCGACCUGCCGGCUUCCGCUCGUUGUUUUUAACUGUACAUGAUGAAGGUGUGUCGACCAGGUAACUAAUCAAACCGGGCUCAGGUUGCUGCACACGUCUGCCUCGCCCUGUAGGAAGCCCCCCAGCUCACUGUGGUAGUCUUCCUAUCGGAGCUGUCGUGUCUCGCAGCGGACCCUCUGCUUUUAGAGCCCGGUCAGAUAUUCAGGGAGGGUUUUUCACCUUGAACCAUUUUCUCUCCGCUGCCUUUCAUGAAAGCUCACUGGCUGCGGCUGCUCCCCCCUCUCAACUUUAGGACCUGCAGUCGGUACGUUGGAUUUUUGCCUUUGGGGAGAUUUAGAUGUUUUUUAGCUUCAGCUCUUGUUAAAGGAAUAUUCUGACGUUUAUUUGCUUUCUUGGUGAUAGUUUAAUGGGACGAGUGAUCCCCUCUCGUAUCUGUAGGAUGAAUAUGGAGCUACAGCCAGCAGCUGCUUAGCUUAGCCCCGCCCCCGCCAGUCUCCAGUCUUUAUGCUAAGCUAAGGUAACUGGCUACUGGCUACAGCUGUGUAUCUAACUGCUGAGCCAAAUGGUGACCUAUUAAUUUUAAAUGUCAACAGAUUGUUCUGUCCACAUAUUUCUUUUCCCCUUCCUUUAGAGAUAAAUGAAUCUAAAUCUUCUCCCCAGUGAAACACAGCCGGUUCUCCAUCAGAACAUCGGCCUCCCGACGACAGAAACCCGAUUAUUAGAUCGUUGUGAGAUUGACAAAACAUCUGUCUGAGCUCUUGUCAUUCAUUGAUUCCAUCCACAGUAUUACUCAGCUUCAGCGGCAGUCUGAUACUGUACAGUCUGUCUCUGUUCACAUAUCACACAUGGGGCAUGUAUGUUGGAUUAAAUAUUUAAAUAAACUUUGUAUACACUUUAUAGUGAAUCAGUUGACAGUGGCUGAUUUUUUCUGGAUCAACCUAACAGUCUGUGGUUUGUUAGGAGCGAUGCUGCUGCUGUAGCGUUCACGGUACUUAUCCUGAGGAUGGACCUUUGAAUAGAAAUGUGUGAAUAUUUAGAUCCUGAUAGGAAACUGUUUUGAUUGUGACGAGUGGGUUGGAUAUGACGUCUGUCUGCCUUUUAAAGACCUCUGGUAACUUAUUUUUGAAUAAAAUUUUUCCCCUUAAGAAUUCA
Messenger RNA from Scophthalmus maximus (turbot), 3865 nucleotides. Its product is annotated as atlastin-2-like. The record is from RefSeq and is a predicted model, not a curated record. Gene Ontology annotation, molecular function: GTPase activity; GTP binding. Gene Ontology annotation, biological process: protein homooligomerization; endoplasmic reticulum organization. Lineage: Eukaryota; Metazoa; Chordata; Actinopteri; Pleuronectiformes; Scophthalmidae. Bases 82 to 1923 code for a protein of 613 amino acids. The transcript has 14 exons.